This is a messenger RNA of Xenopus tropicalis (tropical clawed frog), 1265 nucleotides long. RefSeq names its product serine protease 27-like. Lineage: Eukaryota; Metazoa; Chordata; Amphibia; Anura; Pipidae. The coding region runs from base 43 to 1032 and encodes 329 amino acids. Gene Ontology annotation, molecular function: serine-type endopeptidase activity. Gene Ontology annotation, biological process: proteolysis. The record is from RefSeq and is a predicted model, not a curated record. The transcript has 7 exons.
UACACAGCCAGUCUCUGUACUUAGCGGCCAUAGGAAUGAAUCAUGGACUGGUUCCAUUUAAUCAGAGCUCUGCUUCUACUGAACCUGGGGAUCUACGGAUUUGCCAAAGAAGAAGCAAAGCUAUCCAAGGUCUGUGGGAAACCUGUGGUGGACAGGAGCCGCAUUGUGGGAGGGCAGGAUUCGAAAAAGGGUCAGCAUCCCUGGCAAGCAAUCGUGUGGCAUCCUAGUAAAGUUCGUUGUGGUGGAACCCUAAUUAGUAGCAGAUAUGUUCUGACUGCAGCCCAGUGUUUGGAAAGUGAAAAUGACACCUCCGUUAUCGUCAUCCUCGGGGCCUACAACAUAACUGGGAACCACAAGGAGGAAGUCUCUGUUAAAGUGAAUAGGAUCAUUCUACAUCACAGAUACAAUGACUCUGACUUCCCUUAUGACAUUGCCCUUCUAGAGCUUUCAAACAGCGUGCCCUUCACGGACUUCAUCCUUCCGGCCUGUCUGCCUCCAUUUCCCACUGAAUUUCUGCCCGGGCACAGUUGCCUAGUGACUGGCUGGGGAGACACUGAUUAUGAUAGUACCAAGCCAAAGCCAGUUAUUCUGCAAGAAGCCGGAGUGCGGUUGAUUGAUUUACAGCAUUGCAGAGACUUGUACAAACUAGUGACCAAUGACAGUAUCAUUACAGAAAAUAUGACGUGUGCAAUGGACAUCCAUGGAAAAAGAAGUUUCUGCCGUGGUGAUGGUGGGGGACCCCUGGUUUGUCAUGCGGGGGAGCAGUGGUUCUUGGUUGGAGUGGUGAGCUUUGGAUAUGGCUGUGGACAUGGCAUUCCUGGAGUUUACACCUCUGUGCCUGCCUAUGUGGACUGGAUUAAGGAACACAUUUCCUCUGGUGGCUCAGGAUGGAUUGGAUCAAGACCUGGGGUGGCACUCAACGUCCGGAGCUUGUCUGCCUUUAUCUUCUCUCUCUGUUCCCUGUUCUGGGUGAGCCUGCAGAACCCCAUGUUUAUUCUGAUGCUGAGCGCAGCUACUUGGGUGGGGUGCUGAGCCGUGACUGGAAUGGAUCAUUAGAGGAAUGUUCCACUAGAACCUCAAAGAGAUUGAGACUCAUUUACAUUGUCUGGAAUUUGUUCAUUUUUUAUGUCAAAAAGCUGCUUACUGAAUUACUAUAAUAUUCAUAUAAAGACCUUUUUACAUUGUUUUUUUUAUAAUCUUUUCCUUAUUAAUAUGAUUCCUGAGAUAUGUUAUCCAUUAUAUAAAUGUAAUUUUUUCACACUAAA